This is a messenger RNA of Ogataea angusta, 423 nucleotides long. RefSeq lists its product as uncharacterized. The transcript has a single exon. Gene Ontology annotation, cellular component: mitochondrial matrix. The record is from RefSeq and is a predicted model, not a curated record. Gene Ontology annotation, biological process: mitochondrial proton-transporting ATP synthase complex assembly. Bases 1 to 423 code for a protein of 140 amino acids. Lineage: Eukaryota; Fungi; Ascomycota; Pichiomycetes; Pichiales; Pichiaceae.
AUGUCCGGCCGCAAGAUCUUCCAGAGCUUGGUGAGCGAGCUGCAAACGGCCGUCGAAAGAGCGUUCGAGAAACACUCGAAGGACAUGCUCAAGAAGCAGGACGCCCUCAUACAGUACAAGAGAAUGCAGUACGUCCGGUCUGGCAAGGUGCUCAGUCCGGAGGAGGAUGCCAGACUCGUGGAGGAAGUCAAGAAAACUACACAGGUGACCAUGCCUGCGGUCAACGUCGAAAUGGUGAAAGCGAUGGACUCGGACCAGCUGACCCCGAAACAGCUCGAACACCUCAAAAAUAUGGCCACCUUCGUCAAAAGCCAGAGAGAAUACGUCGAGCUGCUGGAAAGAUACAACCCGGGAAUCAGCAUGAAGCAGACCGACAAGGUGCGCAAGACGGCCAGAAGAGUCGGAUUGGAGGUUCCCGAGUGA